Messenger RNA from Copidosoma floridanum, 1043 nucleotides. RefSeq lists its product as uncharacterized. The record is from RefSeq and is a predicted model, not a curated record. Lineage: Eukaryota; Metazoa; Arthropoda; Insecta; Hymenoptera; Encyrtidae.
AAAAAAAAAAAAAAAAAAAAAAAAUAGUCAAAGAAGAAUGAAAACCCAUCCUUCGGUUGUAAUGAACGAUUUAAAUUUUUCCCCCUGGCACGCAAACACGACGCCACUCCGUUGAAUGGAUAUCCGAUACCUGAUGUUUUUCCUACUGCAUGUGUCCUGUAUGAUCAGCCUCAACGUGAUUCUGAUAUAUUUUUACAUUUACGUGCUGAACGAGCGCAAGAAGAACAACAGCCAGUCGUCCUCGUCUACUUGAUCGAGCAAGGGAGACGCAGCCAUGAAAUUCGUCACUUUCGUCUUUGUAAUGCUCGCGCCGCUCCUCAGUUUGAUCAUCCAAAAGAUGUAUCUGAUCGAAGUCGAUCCCAUUGAUUUUGUGUGCGAGCACCAGAAACAGAUCAAAGGGGAUCCCGACGGGCUCUUUGAAUUCCUCACCACGUCGCUGGGAAUGGAAAAGUUGCUGCCUUGGUUGUCGAGGUUCAAGGAAGCAGACACGCGACUCGUGGGUCUUGGCAAGUCGUACCGGGCAACGCUGAACACCCCCAUUUUGGGGGAGGAGCGAGUUUACGCCACGCUGACGGAGUACAAGCCGCGGAAACGGCUCGCCCUUGAGUUCGACGACCUCAUGAGACGGAGCGUGGUCAUUCGGUUGCGCAGCUACCACGAUCGCACCCUCCUCCAGGCCAGCGUUUACUUUCGCCGGACCUCGUUCCUCUAUCAGUAUACCGUUGGAUACAUAAUGAGGAUGGUGAUGAAAAGUCAAUUGGAAAAAUCAAUGAAGAAUUUUGCGAUACUACACGCAAAUCUCGACGGGCCCAACCAGAUUCCUAAUUUUUCCAAGAGUCGCGUUCAACGCGUGUGAAUUAACAAACGAUAAAUCAACACAAUAAUCGUAGCGAAGAUUAAGAUCCACAACACUACUGCAUUCGAGUUGUUAACCAUUCAAAGUUAUAAAUGUACCUACCUGUUGUAUCAAGAUAACUCUGUAUCAUGAGGUCUCGUGAAACAAUUAUAAAUAAUAAUAAAUUGAGAAAAUUUUAUCUUGUUAA